Messenger RNA from Dipodomys spectabilis (banner-tailed kangaroo rat), 1070 nucleotides. Its product is annotated as COMM domain-containing protein 8-like. The record is from RefSeq and is a predicted model, not a curated record. The coding region runs from base 20 to 571 and encodes 183 amino acids. Lineage: Eukaryota; Metazoa; Chordata; Mammalia; Rodentia; Heteromyidae. The transcript has a single exon.
GACCGCGGCGUCGCGCAGGAUGGAGCCGGAAGAUGGGAUGGCCCUGUCGCGGCUGCAGAAGCUGCCUCAGGAGUGGGGCUUGCAGUUUCUUCACAAAAUAAUUGAUGGCAUCUGUGGCCAAGCUUAUCCGCUUUACCAGGAUUAUCACAGCAUCUGGAAUUCUGCAGAAUGGACACUUGUUCUAGAAGAUGUUACCAAGUUUUUCAAAGUUGUAGUUGGUAAAAGUUUAUCUGAUGAAGAGGUACUCCAGCAAUUGAAUCCGUUAAAUUCAUUUCAUCAAGAAGCUAUUAUGAAAUGCUUGAGAAGUAGGAAAGAUGAAAUCAAGCAGGCUCUAUUAGGAGAAAUAGUUGACAUUUCGUCUGCUCAUCUACAGGAUUUUGAUUGGCAGUUAAAGCUUGCACUUUCUAGUGACAAGAUUGCUACUUUACAAAUGCCACUUUUAAGCCUUCAUCUAGAUGUUAAAGAAAAUGGUGAAGUGAAACCAUAUUCUGUUGAAAUGAGUAAAGAAGAGCUCCAAAAUCUAAUCACUUCCUUGGAAGCAGCUAAUAAGGUGGUCCUGCAGUUGAAAUAGCUGGAAAUUAUGGAUAACAACAUGCUUAGAUGUUACUGCUACCUGGGAUAAGGCAGAGUGAAGACUGUGUUCAAACACCCUGCUGUGGUUGAAUGCUCUCCAGGCUGAGAGAGCAGCAGUGCUGAUGCGUAAAAGAUAAAAAUCUAUCACUGUCCUUAAAGAACAGAGAUUAUAUGGUUGAUAGGAAUGCAAAAAAUGCAAGAUGAAAAGCUAUGUAACAGUUAAUAUUUUCUUAAUGAUUGUUUUAUCUUCAUUUAUUAAAUAUGUGGGAAAUCUUACAACAGUCUAAUUGAAAGCUAAAAAUAGGUUCUAAAGUAAUGUCAACAUAGAAAGCACAAACAUAUUUGAAUGUUGUUUAUAUCAUUAUGCAAAUAUUAGAGACACAUGUUAUGAUAUAGAAUUAAUUUGUGAUAUUUAAAGUAACUUUUUUAAAGAAGGUAUAAGCUACAUUUAUAACUCAGGAGAUUCUGUAUCUUUUCUCAUAUUUCAAGAAAAGAUU